Messenger RNA from Lactuca virosa, 2053 nucleotides. NCBI's taxonomy places the organism in Eukaryota, Viridiplantae, Streptophyta, Magnoliopsida, Asterales, Asteraceae. The record is from the annotation of a GenBank genome assembly.
AUGUAUCUAUUCUUGCAAUUUACCCUUAUUUGUUUAUUGUGGCAUUUGUUCUGUGAUGAUCUUGAUGAGGCCAAGCAUCUGAGUUGGACUGGAGAGAGAUAUAAAGUUGUAACUGUUGAUGGUAUUUUAUUAACAAAGGCUGGUACCAUGACUGGUGGUACAAGUGGUGGAAUGGAAGCAAGGUCACAUAAAUGGGAUGAUAAGAAGAUAGAAGGUCUUAAAAAGAAAAAAGAUGGGUUUGAAGCAGAGUUACAAGAACUUGGGUCAAUAAGAGAGAUGCAACUGAAGGAGUCUGAAGCAUCUGGGAAGAUCAGUGGGCUUGAAAAGAAGAUUCAGUAUGCAGAGAUUGAAAAGAAAAAUACGGAGGAGAAACUUGCAAAACUGACUGCAGAAUACAGUAAUAUUAAAAAUGAAAUUGGUUAUAUUGAGCCUGAACUUAAUAAGAUAAGGGAGAACAUAACUUCAAGACGACGCAAGAUUUUAUCACUUGAAAAGAGGAUCAAUGAGAUUGUUGAUAAAAUUUAUAAAAGAUUUAGUGAAUCUGUUGGGGUGGAUAAUAUACGUGAGUAUGAAGAAAACCUGCUUGCUGCAGCCCAGGAGCUGGCUGAAGAAAGACUUAGCUUGCGUAAUCAGCAGUCAAAACUCAAAUACCAGUUGGAGUAUGAGAAAAAGAGAGACAUGGGAGCACGGAUUGCGAAGCUGGAAUCAUCACAGACUGAACUAAAAAAUUCAUUGGUUGAAGUUGAUGAGAGAGAGAAAGAACUUAAAUCAAUGAUAGAGAAAGCUACUGAAGAGAUUGAUGUAUUGAAAGAAGAAAUACAGGAGUGGAAGUCACAGUCAGAAGCAUGUGAGAAAGAGAUGAAAGAAUGGAAAGUAAAAAUCUCUGCUGCUACAACAUACAUAACAAAGCAUAAAAAUAAAAUUGAUUCCAAGGAGAAUCAACUUGAACAAUUAAGUUCAAAAAAACAAGAUAUUGUUGAGAAAUGUGAAUUAGAGCAGAUCACACUCCCGACCGUGGCUGAUGCGAUGGAUGUUGACUCAGAAACGGGCCCGGUUUAUGAUUUCAGCCAACUCAGCAGGCCACAUCAGCACAACGCAAAACCUGCGGAAAGGGAAAAGCUGGAGGCAGAAUUUAAACAGAAAAUCGGAAGCAUAGUAUCAGAAAUUGACAGAACUGCCCCUAACUUAAAAGCCCUAGAUCAAUACGCUGCUUUACAGGAGAAAGAAAAAGCAGCAAGCAAAGAGUUUGAUGAGGCCAGAGAAGAAGAGAAGCUAGCAGGCAGAGAGUUUGAAACCGUGAGGACCCGGAGGCUUACGCGAUUUAUGGAGGCGUUUAACCAUAUUUCUGGAAAUAUUGACAAAAUCUAUAAGCAACUGACGAAAAGCAGCACACAUCCUCUUGGUGGGACCGCAUAUUUAAAUUUGGAUAAUGAAGACGAACCGUUUUUACAUGGUAUAAAGUACACUGCUAUGCCGCCUACAAAGCGUUUCCGUGAUAUGGAGCAGUUAUCAGGUGGUGAAAAGACUGUUGCGGCCCUGGCUUUGCUUUUCUCCAUCCACAGUUACAAGCCGUCACCCUUCUUUAUACUGGACGAGGUGGAUGCAGCACUGGAUAAUUUAAAUGUUGCCAAGGUUGCUGGGUUUAUCAGAUCAAAGUCAUGCGAAGGAGAAAGGGCAGCAAAUCAGGAAACUCUGGAGGGGAAUGGUUUCCAGAGUAUUGUCAUUUCUCUUAAAGAUACUUUUUAUGACAAGGCUGAAGCUCUGGUUGGGGUUUAUAGGGAUUCCGAAAGAGCAUGCUCAAGAACUUUGACAUUUGACCUAACCAAAUACCGGGAGGCAUGAUAAAGAUCAGUAGAUGAUGAAAAAAUGGCAAAAACUUUUUUAAGCAAUAGAUUUAGUUAAAGCUUGUGUUUAUUUGUGAGUAGCUUUCCAUGUUGAUUUUUAUUGUUGGUUAUAACUUUAAAGACAACAAACAGUAAAACUAAACUAGACGAUUGUUAUUAUGUAAUGUGCACAUAACAUAUCCACGAGUGUAAGUUUUUAUGCACCUUGU